AUGGAAAGCAAGCAUGCAUAUAAACGGUCUUAUGAGGAUUUUGAUCCUGUUUUUAAGUGGCGCAGAGAAGUAGACCGUGACACCGUUGAACUUCAUCUUCCAGGUUUUAAGAGAGAACAAAUAAGAAUUCAGGUGAACCAUCUUGGUUUUUUGGUGAUAAGUGGAGAACGUCCACAUGAUGGAACAAGAUGGAAACGUUUCAAGAAAGAGUUUGAGAUUCCAAAAUAUUGCAAUGAAGAUGCUAUUCGUGGCAAUUUCAUGCAAAAUAUUCUUUCUAUUGUAAUGCCAAAGAAAGUUGAUCUUAUACCUCAAGAGAAGCAAGAAGAAGAAAUGCCGGAACUUGAAGACGAUGAUGAAUAUCAAGAGAAAAAUACAUAUAAGAGUUUGAAAUUUGGAGGCAGAAGCGGAGAAGAAGAGAGUGAAAAGAGAGAUAAAGAGAGACUAUAUGAAUAUGGUGACACAAGAGAAAAUCAAUUUGGAGAAAAUGAUGUAGAAACUACUAGAGAUGUUGCUUUUAAAUUCAUGGUUGUGAUUAUUGUUGUAAUGGUCAUUGUAAAUUAUCUAGUGGAUAUGAGCAAAAGCCUCAUGGGUGAAGCUCAAUCCUAUUUUCAAGAUUAG
Messenger RNA from Lathyrus sativus (Indian pea), 618 nucleotides. Lineage: Eukaryota; Viridiplantae; Streptophyta; Magnoliopsida; Fabales; Fabaceae. The record is from the annotation of a GenBank genome assembly.